UAUUUUUCAAUUUGCCUUUAAUAUAUAAUUUAAAUAUAUAAAUAUACAUAUAUAUAUAUAUAUGUGUAUAUAAGCCACAAAUAAGUUUAUAUUGUUGAUUCGCCUAUUGCAACUUUUGAUUGAAUUUAGUCUUUAAUGAUCGUUACUAAACGCAAAAUAAAUGAUUGGAAUGUUAGGUAUUGGUCAUAUAUCAUAUAUAAUUUAUAUAGUCAUCUUGGAAUGGUUGUUCGAAGUAUAUUUUUGUUUACUGUUUCCAUUAAUUUAUUUAUUAAAACUUAGCUCGCAGUAGUUCUCUUCUUGAAGUGAGACAGUAGUAUUACUGGUAUACACUAUAUAUUUAUGAGUUGGAAAAAUUAGCCCAGAUUAUUGGAAAGGUGACAUGAUCUCUUAUCAGUGGUUAAUGACCACAUGACAUUUCACCGAAUACAAUAGUGUUCACAUCAAAUUAAAUGUUGAAAGCAUGAUAGUAAAUAAAACAUUUCAUUAUCAUAAAAAUCCACUUUAGACUUGAUAAUGUGCGUUUAUAAACAAAAAUAAGUCCAAACAAAAAAAGUUUUUUCUUAAAAACGGUUCAUUAAUUUAUCACAAACUAUAAAUGUUUUACAAUAUCAAGCAGUUGCAAAUUAGUAUUUUCAUAACAAUUUAUAAGAGACUUGAUUCCCUUUUGACUGCAUUUCUGUCUACAAAAUAAUGAAGUAUUAACAGAGUAUUCCUCCCAUCUAUGUAUAUGUAUUUAAAUAGUCAGUUUUUAAAAGAAUGAUGGACCAACAAAAAAUGUUGUUGGCCAACGUCUGAUUGAGAUGGACCAAAGGAGAGAUGAUGGCACAUGGUGAGGGGGUUGGAAGAAUGUGAAGAAUGGAUAGGGUGAUAUGGAGUUACGUAUAAUAAGGUAUAUUUUGAUUAUUUGAAAUGUAGAAUAAUGGUGUUUGUGUGUGUAUAGAGUAGAGUUGUUUUCAAUAACAUGGUCAUCUUUUGUUUGGUUAUAGCGAGCAAAUUAAUUUGAUGUGUGAUCGAAUGGACUCUAUAAAUAGUGGUUUUGUGGUCGUACACAUAUCAAUAUCCAUGUCCAUGUGAACGUCACAUUCAUCAUAGUUGUACAUGUGAUGAAGAUGACUAACUAUCAACUAUUUAUCUACUCUUCCGAGAAUAAGUGAAUCUCUUGGAUCAUAAUGCUUAAUCCGAAUAGAACUUUCAUUCAUAUGCUUUUUGAGAGUAUAUUUUUCAUCAUUUAAGUUAGAGCAUUUUCAAACAUUGCUAUUUCCACUUUUAUAAUAGCAUUUAGAGAUUAAAUUGCUCCAACCCACCUCUAUUUUUUUUUCUAUAAUAGAGAUCUCUAUUUAUUCAUCUAUCUAUAGAGGAAAAAAUAGCAUUUUCUAUUUUUUGCUAUUUUUUAUUCUACAUUUAGAGAUUGCUAUUUUAAAGAAAUACAUUAGAACAUAUAUCACCUCUAUUAUAGAGUUCUUUUAUUUUAACUCUAUUUUAAAAGUGAAAAUAGCAAAAUACAUUGGAAAUGAUCUUAUAAAUGUGAUGAAAGAAUCGAAUAUGAAAUUUGGAGUUGGGAAAUCCUUUGGACUUUAAGACAUCUUGAGAGUGUUCAAGCCAAGCAUAAAUAAUUUCAAUAAAUUCAAAUAAAAAACAAAAUAAGUUUAAACUGCACUAAACUAUGUAGCAAGUUAAAUUUAGUUUGUCUAUGUAACUAAGCUAUGUACCAGUUAAAUUUAGUUAGUCUAUGUCACUAAAUUUAGUUUAGUUCAAACCAAAACCAUUUUUUGUAACAACCAAAACCAAAUUAAAACUCAAAUUUCAACAUAUAGGCUAAAGCAAUCAAGCGUUCAGAAUACUGGCAUGUUGUAGACUUGUAGAUAUAUAUACAAGAGCUGUUUGAAAAACUUUGGUUUAAGGAUAAAAAUAACGACCGAGUAAAGCUAUUCGGAUUGAACCGGUUAAAUAACGAGGGGGCCACAAUAGAAACUAAUGAUUGUGGUGGGAGCAGAAGAGGCAGGCAAAUGUAGGCAUCACUUGUGACAGGUGAAAUAGGGAAGAAAAUUAUUCAUUAAUACUAUUUGUCUCUUUUUUUUUUCUUUUUUUUUGCAGAUGAAUUUUUCAGUUUUCUUAUUAUUCAUUUCGCAAUAUCAAAUACUCUGAAUAGCUACUCGGUCACAUUGUUAUUGCCAUUUAUUAUCUCUUUGUCUAGUUUUCUGUUCGUCUCGAAAAACGUUUAUCCACAAAAUUCAAAUUUGAGCCGGUUUUUUUUGUACUUUGCAUUAUUAAUGGGCUUAUUGGCCAAAUAGCUAUAUUUGAGUGAUAAAUAAAAUGAGUAGCAUUGAUUUUGACAUAAUUUAAUGUCAGACUCUUUGAACACAUUUCAGCCGGUUCUGUCCUUUUUCAUAACAGGUUUCCAGUUGCAAGUGAAAAAUAGGCGACGUCUUUCUUUUUGUAGCGUAUUUAUAAUCACAUAUCAAACAUCCACGCCACAUGUUCAUUAACCACAUAUAUACAUCGAUUGUUCUAUUCCAUAUCGCCGAAAUAGUAUAAAAUUAUAACUCCACUCAUAACCCUAAAUACUAAACAUUAUCUCAAUCCCUAUAUACUGAACCAUAAAUCUCAAUCACUAUGCAACACCUAAGUACUAAACAUUACCCAAACCCCAACAUCUAAAAAAAAUAUAUGGUAAUAUACAUAUGCACGUAUUGUUCUAUUCCAUGUCACUUAAAUAGUAUAGAAGGACGCAACAACAUCCACAAUCCUUAAAUACUAAACACUACCCUCAAUUCAUAAAUACGAAACUCUAAACCCAAAUUACUAAACUCUAAUUAUUAAACUCUAAACCCAAAUAUAAAUUAUAAACCUAAGUAUAAAUCCUAAACCCAAAUAGAAUGGAACAAAAUACAUAACAUAGUAUAUUAGUGAAAUUAUGAAACAUAUAUGAUUUCAUGGAAUAAAUUAAUGUUGACCCCAAUCAUAUCCUUCACCUACUAAAUACUAAAUCCAAAAUCCUAAUCACUAAACCAUAAACCCAAAAAUAAACUCUAAAACCAAAUAGGAUAGAACAAAAUACAUAGCACAGUACAUAUAUUGGUGAAAUUAUGAAACAUGUAUGAUUGCAUGGAAUAAGUUAAUGUUGAUCCCAACCAUACCCCUCACCUACUAAAUACCAAAACCAAAACCCUAAUCACUAAACCCUAAAGCCAAAUAUAAACCAACUCUAAUCACUAAACCCUUACCCAAAUAUAAAUCCUAACUCAAAUAUAACCCUAAACUCAAAUAGAACGGAACAAAAAUAAAUGACAUAGUGGUGAAGUUAUGAUGUAUAUAAUUACAUGGAAGAAGUUAAUGCUAACUUCAACAAUACCCCUUCACCUUCUAAAUACUAAACCCUAAACUAUAAUCACUAAACCCUAACCUAAAUAUAAAAUCUAAACUCAAAUAUCAAAAUAUAAAAAAUACAUUAUAUUAUGUAAUAUUAAACUAUACAAUAUAUAUCAUAGUGGGAUUUUUACAUGUUCAAAAACAUGUAACAAGAACUUUAAAAAAAUUAAAAACUAUAUUUCUAAACAAAAUAAAACAUAUUUUAGUAACAAUUAAAUGGAAUGGAACAUAAUAAAAUAGUAUAGUAGAAAAAUAUACACAGUUCAUAUUUUGUACAGACACCACACGAGUCUUUGAAACUCUAUUAUCCACUACAACCCUUCACCAUCAAUAUAGACAAUACAAUUUCAUCAAUAAUUCCAAAAUUUUGAGAAGGAAAAGAGGCUCGGAUUGCUCCUUCUCUACUUCAACUGUAACACGUCGUCUCACAAGCGUUUUCUAAGAUGUGAAGACAAUUAAGCCAUAAUUUAUUUUUACAUAUAAUAAUUAUUAAUUUUAAUUUUUUUUCUCUACAGGUUACGCCGGUUGCAAGAAGGGACAAUACUGUAUUAUUAUAUAUCUAUGACGGUGUGUAUAGAAAAGUUAGGGAAAUUGGUUGUUUGGUGAAUUAUGCUUUUUUUCUUUGCUAUACAGCCUAAUUCCCCAUUAUUAAUCAUGCCAGUUUCUCUUUUAACUAUACAUUAUGAUAGUUGCGAACCAUUUUUCAAAUGCACAAGAAAUUCCGAAUUUUCUGGAAAUCGAACUCUAUACUGGUGUAAAAACUUUUAAUAUUUGACCAUUAGACCACAGUGUUUUCACAUGUACUCUUUUUUUAACACAACGAUUUUUGUUCGCGCUAUCAUCAUUUCAUUAUCAUAACAAUCAUCCACUUUAGACUUGAUAAUGUACGUUUAUAAACAAAAAAUAAGUCCAAACAAAAAAGGUUAGCCCACAAGGCCAAUAAGUAAAAGAUCAAUAGCCACAUAGAGGUGUGUUGUAGAUUAGAAUUUGAGUAUCGAUGAUUUCGAUAGCAUGACUAGGGAACCCAAUGGGUCAAUGAGCUAGUAGUUUUGUGAGAUUAGACGUUGGCUAUUAGUGACUUUGUAACUUUAUUUCUCUGUAUUUGUGAAACUAAUCGAAACGUUGAACCAAUGGACAAUAGUUUUCUGAAGGGCCCAUGAAAAUACAAACAUUUUGUUGUAUGAGAACACUCUAAAUUUUUGAACAAAAAAAAAAAAAAAAAAGAACACUCUAAAUUUUGUCCAAAAAAAAAAGAGAACACUCUAAACAAAAGAUUAAGUUUCUGUUUAAAAUUGUAAAUGUAAAACAUACUCCCUCCGUUUUUUUAAUAUAAGUCGUUUUAGAAUUGUACACAUAGAUUAAGAAAUCAUUAAUUUUUUAUAUUUUCUAAAUAAAAACAUCAUUAAUUAUUUACCUAACCACAAAUCAAUCAAUAAUAAAAUAGAAAGUAUAUUAUCUUUGGUCAUAUAACAUUAAGUAUUAAUAAAUUUUAUAUAGAAAACCGAAAACUUCAUAUAAUUUGGAAUAUAAAAAUUCUUCUAUAACGAAUUAUAUAAAAAAACUGAGGGAGUAUCUAACAGAUCACAUAGAAAGUCAUGUAUUUGAUACAUCGAGAUAAAUAAAUUCAAUUUUGUAACAGCUGUAUUUUGUAUCAAUAUUUAUAUAUGAGGGGGUCCAUAAUAAAAUCACUAAAUUCAAGAUAUCGGAUGCUUCAUAAAACAGAAACUAAUCACCCUCUAUUAAGUCUACUAAUCAAUGAUUAGUUAAUCAAACUUGUAUUACAAAGACGAAACUAGUAAUUGAUGCGUUGAACCGUACAGUGUUUUCAGUUACGUACAUAAUCUUUGAUUAGUCCAAGGCAAAGAUACGGUCUAGUGAUACUUAAAUCAUGUUCAAAUUCAAUGUUACAUGUAAUCAAUAGUGUAGCAAAAUAUCCAUAAGAAAAUUAAUCACAUCAAUAUUAGUCAGGAGACAAGAUAAACAAAGUUGUCUGGAUUAUGCCAGACAGUUAGCAUGCAGUCAUGCGUAGUCGCGUAGGUCGCUCCACAUCCUCGUUUGCUACUCCUUUUCUUUUUUCUUUUCGAAAUUUUAAUUUGUCUAAUACCUACGUGUAUUUGGAAAAUGUUUAUAACAAGUGGAUUUGACAAAAAUAAAAUAAAGUUAUUUCAGUGGACAGGAAAACUGAGGGAACAUGAACUUUGGAGAAAGCACAAUUUCAAGACUCGUCUCUGAAAAUGUUCUAAAAAGACUUGUCUGUUCAUAUACUUUUUGCUUCAAAUAACAUUGCAUUUUUUUGUAACAUAAAACAUAUCAUUAUCGACAAUUCAUUGUAACUUACUAGGAUUAAUAUGUUUGUUGAGUUAAUUAGUUUCUUCGGAAAAUUCAAAUGCUCUUGAUUAUUGAUACUUCUUGCACGUUGUAUUUUUUUAUACUUCUUACUUCUUAGGGUAUUUGAACGUAGAUUUUGAUUUCUCAACAAAAAAUGACCACAUAAUUUUCAUUUGUACAUUAAAAGAAAAAUAUAACUGCGAAUUCGUACAGAUAAAAUAAAAUCUAAUUAAAAAUUGUUUCAUCUGUAAAUCAUAAUUUUUAAUCUUGACUACUGAUUCAACAGUUCCCCGUAUUUUAUGAUUUUGUAUUUUGAAAUGUGAUUAAUUAAGCAAAGAGAUAUGUCUACUACAUUAAACAUGUUAAGUUGUAUGGUUAAUUUAGUGGAGACUUUGAAGCAAGGCCAGGUUCAAGUUAUGUUUGAUUGCAUUUGCAUGGUGGAACACGAGAAAAGACAUGUGGGAUUGUGUUUUACAUCCUCUUAGUGUGAUAAUUGAUAAUUGUAUUAGUUUUGUUCGAUUGUCGAAACUUAGAAAGUAAUAUUCCAAUUUCUUGGGUGUGAUGAAGUCAUUAAUAUGCAUUUUAUCGGUUUUUAUCAUAAGUGUGUAAUAUUUUAAACAUAUACUGUAUUGUAUUAACUGAAAAUUUAACCAUGCAUGCAUGAAUCCACAAGUUCUCUACAUAUACACACCCUCCACAAGUGUAUUCUCCUUCAAAUCACUUCUGCUUAUUAGCUUACCCUAAAAAAAGACAGAAACAAAGUUUCAGUUCUGCUACUUCUGUUCAACAGAUAAGUUAUUUGGAAGCCUAAAAAUGGAAACGAAGAGGGAGAUGAUGAGCCCAGAGAGAUCAAAGCAGAAGAAGAGAUCAAUAAGUAGAAGAUUGGGAAAGUAUAUGAAAGAACAAAAGGGAAGGAUUUACAUCAUCAGAAGGUGUGUGGUCAUGCUCCUUUGUUCGCAUGACUGAACCAUUAAAAAAGUGUAUAAACAAUGGCCAAGUUCAAAUGUAUGUAUGCAUGUUACAUGCGUGUGUAUGUGUGUUUAUGUGUGCAUGUGGGUAACUAGUUAAGUGAGGGAAGAUCGUGUUAGAGUAGGGUAAAAACCGGUCUGCUUGGUUUAAUUUUGUGAGUUCUACCGAAUUGUAUAUAGUGUGUGACCUCAAUCCAUCGUUGGUUGUUCUUAAACUAAUAUUUUACAUUGUGCAAUAAUUUCAUACUUUUUCAUAAUUUAAGAAUUAUAUCGUAUGAAUAAGUUGUGAUAGUUCAUCAGAUUGAUUUAUCAAGAGAUACAGAAUAACAAUGUUUUGGACUCGAGUUUCAUUGACCUUUAGUUAUAUAACUACAAAUACGCAGAACACAAAUUUUCAAUCCCAUAGUUAGUCAAAAAUAAUGACCACUACUUCAGAUAAGUGCUUCUUCUACUACUUGCAAAGUUGCAAUACCGCAUGAUUCUUCAUCAUCAUUGGAAGAACUCUCUGAAUGAGCAAGCCUUUCGCUUGCGCUUUAAGUCAUCUGCAACACCAUCAUCGUAUUGUUUGUCCCUAUACCUCUCUUGUGAGGAGGUCUCAAAGCCUGGUGUUUGAAAAAUCGUGAUACUCUCGUCAUCCCUAUUUCUGAAAGAAAAGCAAAUAGAACCUCUCUCCGUACAAGGGAAGAACAUAAUCUUUUAUAUCUUUUUAAAUUUUAAUAACGUUUAUAAAUUUCACGAUAUUUACUACUUCCUUUUUUUUGCUUGGAUAACAAAGUCUAAAUUGUGGAAUGAAAGGUAGAUAUUGCGAGUUUUUAACACAAAUUUAUUUAACGACAAAAAAAGACACAGAUUUAUUAAUUUUAAAAUUAUAUAAAAAACUAAAACUUGUCAAAGAAACAACUUUAAGUUUACAAUGAGAGUCCUAUACGAAACUUCUAUUAAUGUCAUAAUAAAUCACAAUGUAUUACUAUGUUAUUUCCCCACUAAUGUAACAAACCAGUCGAGAGAAAUAAACAAAUAUCUGGUAGUAGAAUAAUCUCUAGAAAACAAAGGGAAUGAGAGCCUUGAUAUGCUUAGGGAAGUCAUCAAACUUA
Messenger RNA from Brassica rapa (field mustard), 7759 nucleotides. RefSeq lists its product as uncharacterized. The record is from RefSeq and is a predicted model, not a curated record. Gene Ontology annotation, biological process: negative regulation of cell population proliferation. NCBI's taxonomy places the organism in Eukaryota, Viridiplantae, Streptophyta, Magnoliopsida, Brassicales, Brassicaceae.